Oreochromis aureus is the source of this 1262-nucleotide messenger RNA. RefSeq names its product nudix (nucleoside diphosphate linked moiety X)-type motif 19. Gene Ontology annotation, cellular component: mitochondrion. Gene Ontology annotation, molecular function: hydrolase activity, acting on acid anhydrides, in phosphorus-containing anhydrides. Lineage: Eukaryota; Metazoa; Chordata; Actinopteri; Cichliformes; Cichlidae. The record is from RefSeq and is a predicted model, not a curated record.
ACUGAAUGAAACCGCUGCUGUUUUAGGAUGAACACGACACUGAAGCACUGGAAAGAGGCGGCCACUUUGAUUUUAGCUGCAGGACGCGGGCGUGGUUUCACCCCGAGACCACCGCUGACAGGGGAAAGCAGCUCUGGACAGUCACAUCUGCACCACAGGUCCCUCUUUGACUACGACGUUUUGCUGCUUAAAAGAAGCGGUAAAAGCGGAUUCAUGCCCAAUGCUUAUGUGUUUCCUGGGGGCGUGGUGGACGCGUCGGAUUUUUCCAGUGAGUGGCUGGACAUUUUCAGAUCUUUCACUAACUCCCCCACUUUCGGGUUAAGAAGUGUCAAACAGCAUCUGGAGACCAGACCUCCGAUCUUUGCUACUGACCGACUGAAACUAGGCUCUCCCAUCCCGGGAGAAGUCGCCCUCCGGAUCUGCGCGUUGAGGGAAACAUUUGAGGAAUCUGGCGUACUUCUGGUUGCUCCCAAAAUAGAGGAGAAAAAAAUGUUAAAAAACAUAAAGGACUUUGGUUACAUUGAGCACUACGGGGUGAAUGAUCUGUGCAGCAGUGAGCUCACCAAGUGGAGGGCUCUGGAACCAGAACCCUCCAACUUCAUCAGGAUGUGCAGAGAGCUGCAGGUGUUGCCUAACAUCUGGGCUUUACAUGAGUGGGGCAACUGGCUGACUCCAGCAAGCCGAUAUGGGACGACGAGGUUUGACACAGCUUUCUUCAUCUGCUGCUUGCAGGAGAUCCCGCAUACGCUACAAGAUGAUAAGGAAAUUGAGCGUUUUCAGUGGUCCACACCCUCAGAGAUCUUGCAGAGCUACCAGGCACAGAAGUUGUGGAUUGCGCCUCCACAGUUCUAUGAACUCAGCCGCCUGUGCCGCUUCCCUCUACUAAAUGAUCUCCAUAACUUCGCCAGCCAGCGUGCAACAGCGGGCUGUGAGCAGUGGAUGCCCGUUGUUGUAUCAAAUGAUGAACACCUUAUAUCGCUGCUGCCAGGUGAUAAACUUUAUCCAGUGGACAGCCCAAGAGACUCUGAAGCUGCGAAAAACACAGUCCCUCCAUCAAAGGAUCAUCAGGAUGCUUCGCCGCUCCACCGUAUUGUCAUAUCAGAUCGAUACACUUUAAGGCUACAGAUCACCAUCACUCCAAAAUACAACCACGUCCUACCUGUUGCACAUUCAGCAGUGUCACAUGACUCAAAAAGUCAGCUUUGACAACCCUGUGAUCCUUGUCCUCCUGUGCCUAUGAAAUAAAAAGUCACAAAACCAGA